Messenger RNA from Puccinia triticina, 5205 nucleotides. RefSeq lists its product as uncharacterized. Gene Ontology annotation, molecular function: RNA binding; ATP binding. Bases 1 to 5205 code for a protein of 1734 amino acids. The transcript has 21 exons. The record is from RefSeq and is a predicted model, not a curated record. Lineage: Eukaryota; Fungi; Basidiomycota; Pucciniomycetes; Pucciniales; Pucciniaceae. Gene Ontology annotation, cellular component: intracellular anatomical structure.
AUGCCCCCCAAGCAGCAGAAGAAAAAGGCGGUCAAGAAGCCAGUGAACAGAGGCUUUACUACGACUUCGAUCCCGAAGAAAGUCUCGGAACCCGAUCCAAACGAAGCCUCAACAUCUGCUGACCUAUCCGCAGAUGGCGAUCAAAUCCUGGCCAACCAAUCUGUCUCCGCUGUCCUCCCAUCUGCCCCGAAAUCUAGCGACCCCAAUCAAAGCACGUUUGCCAAAGGAGACUCAGGAAAAUCUCUGGUCCAGGACGAAUGGGAACAAGAUCCCGACGAGAGAGAGACGCAUAGCUUGGCUGAAAAGCUGAGACCGAUUUCAGAGAAGGAAAUUACCAAGCAACUCAAGAUUAUCGAAAACGACAAAAGAUUUGCUAAAGGCUGGUCCGGGUUUCGCUGGUCGGAUUCCCGCUUACAAACCGACAUCCUGGAAUACGCCAGAGAUGCGCAACGGGCUAUCGAGACCUCUGGUUCGAAGGCAACCAAUACCCUAACCGGCAAUCUCCAGGAAGACGAGGAGAAGGCCUUAUAUAAGCUUGCGGUUCUACACGGUGUUUUGGAUGGGCGUGGAUUCCCAAAGACCCGGAUCAGACAGUGCCUAGAAAGAAUUAAAAACUUAGAGUUUGAAGAAGCCAUAGAUUAUAUGGUUUUGAAUUGUUCCAAUGAGGAACUGAUUUUAGCAGGAUAUGAUAGUCUUUCAAAUGAAGACCCACCAUCAAAUCCCAUGGAUAAAGACCUACAAGUUCACAGCCCGAACGCGAAAAUGACCCCCGCUCUUACGCUUACCAAGGACAACUUGAAUACAUCAGAUGAGGCCAAUGACAAAGCGAAUCUUUCCUGUGAUCUUAGCAACGGUUUGGUUGAACUACCGCCAAAUGAUCUAGUUCUUGCAAGUGAACUCUAUAGCUCUCAACAGCCAAGCCCCAUUGGAGCUCUUAGCACCUCACCCACGAUGAAAAACAUCAUCUUAGAAAGACAGCAGCAGCUCGAGAACGAAGAAUCGGGCUCGGCUGAGGACCCGCCUACUGCCAUCGAAGAUUAUGUCGCUCUGAAGCUUUCGAUCAUGAAUCUUUCCAAGAAAAUUUCCAAGGUCGGGACCGCUCCUCUUAAAGGGAAAGCUCUGAAAGAUAGUGCAAAGUUGAAGAAAGAAGUCAAGCUGUUGGAAGAUAAGGUUAAACUGGUCCAGGCAAGCUACGAAUUCAGUCAAAAGAAAGCGGACCAGGCUCUCAAGAGCAAAAUCAAAGAAAUCAAGUGCGGUUUUGUAGCAGACGGUGCUGCCUGCGAUGAAAGUUUAGAUCAGAGUCUAGAGAUUGAUCCCGUGGUGGUUGAUCGCAAAUCUCUCCCGUCAUCACCGAUAGUACCUAUCACCGCCAUGCAAGCAGGUGAUGAGGAGGCUGAAGAAUCUGAUGAUCCCGAAAUUAUAAUGUCUACUCCUGGGUUGGAAGUACCUCAAAACGCAUGCUCUGAUGGGGCCGCCAGGCCAGCGUUUCUGCCAAUAAGUCCAUCUUUUAAACCUGUGGAUGCUCAUUCGUCAGCUGAAAGCCUCGAGGCUGAGCGCGAGCAGAACGAAGACGACUCGGCAAUGUGUGGGUCGAUGUUUGACGAACCGGCUCUCUUGCCUCAUGAGCCACCUGGAUCUUCUGCAGACCCCAAGAAGACGGCGACAUGUACUCUCAGUAUUGUGCGAGACAUGCCGCUUCCCAAGCAGUUCUCCGGAAAGACACCCCAAAGCCUCCUCGAAGAGGCCAUCCGUCGAUUGGAUAAGUUUGCACAACCGCAAUACCUAGUCGUCUCCCGUGGAAGUCGGUCGAUCCGUGCAAGUGUUGAGAUCAAAUGGAGUAGCCGGAAAGUGAUUCCAACCCAAGCGGGAAAAUUCAGCAUCACCAACUCCAAAAUUAACCCGCAACCGGUCCAGACAUUCACCAUGGAAGAUGAAGCCUGUCGCGACGAAACACAGGCGUACAAUUACGUCGCCACCCUCGCGCUCUUUUAUUUGAACACUCAAAAUCAGCCGUCUGUUCACAGAUACCUUCCGGUCACGUUCAGAGAGCUGUGGGAUGAAUUGGAAGAGAAGCGUAAGAAAGAGGACGAUCAAAAUUAUCUCGAUCUCGUCAAAAGCCUAUUGGAUAUCUUCAAGCAUCGGUCGAGUAAUAGCCCUUAUUUAGCCGGUGACCAAACUUCGGCUUUGCAACGGCCCAAAGAAUUAAGCCAAGGCUCCACGGAUGAGAAAACCUCGCUGACGAUCUCCUACGACGCCCAAGGUGGACGAGGCCCCGGUGAUGCGGCUCUUAUGGAAGAAUUUGCAAUGCGGCAACAUUGGCAUUCCUACCAAGUGAUGCUGGGAUAUCGGGCCACGCUACCCAUCGCAGUUUAUCGCAAUGAGAUCGUAACCGCCGUCGAGCAAAAUCAGGUGAUCCUGCUAUGUGGUGAAACCGGCUGUGGGAAAUCGACCCAAUUACCGGCCUUUAUUUUAGAACAUGAACUUGCAAAUGGCAGACCCGUCAAGAUCUUCUGUACUCAACCCCGGAGGAUUUCUGCAAUCUCUUUAGCCGAACGUGUUUCGCAGGAAUUGGGCGAGCCUACCGGUGCUGUCGGCCAAGUGGGCUCCCUCGUCGGUUAUAACAUCAGACUAGAAAGUAAAACUUCGCCUACCAGUCGAUUGAUUUACGCUACUACUGGUGUCGUCUUGCGGAUGCUAGAAAAUGGUACUGACCUGCAAGACAUCACACAUUUAAUUCUUGAUGAAAUUCAUGAGCGGAGUAUCGACAGCGAUUUUCUCCUUGUCGCUCUGAAAACUAUUCUCGAACGACGCCCCAAUCUCAGGGUGAUUCUAAUGUCAGCAACAGUAGACGCAGAGAAGAUCAGUAACUACAUGAAUGGUUGUCCGAUCCUGAAGGUCCCUGGCCGGACAUUCCCGGUGACGAGCUUCUUCCUCGAAGAUGUAAUCGAGUUAACGGAUUACCGACUCGAUGCUAAAUCCGAUAGUCCAUACGUUGCCAGAAGAGGCAAGCGGAAACCUAUCAUGCUCAAAACUGCCUCCUCGACUCAAGAAGAUAUCCCCAGCUUGGACGACGAUGACGAGGCUGCUACCACCGAUAACGCUCUUGCGCACACGUAUGCAGCUUCUACUCGGGCUACCUUGGAAGUCCUGGAUGAGCAUCUUAUCAAUAUGGACCUCAUCGUCUUGCUACUCUUGCAAGUCUGUUGGCAAAACGCCACUCUCGUGCAACGGUUUUCUAGUGCCAUUUUGAUAUUUUUACCCUCUCUCGAUAGCAUCCGAAAACUGACAGAGAUCCUUGAAAGCCAUGAGAUUUUCGGCACUUCAGCAUUUCAAAUAUUUCCUCUGCAUUCUUCCAUCUCGAACGAAAAUCAGAGCUUGGUUUUUCAGAAGCCACCUCCCGGCGUUCGGAAGAUCGUCAUCUCGACAAACAUUGCCGAAACGGGCAUUACGAUUCCAGAUGUCACGUGUGUUAUCGACAGUGGAAAGCACAAAGAAAUGCGGUACGAUGAAAAGAGACAAAUUAGUAAACUGGUUGAGACCUUUAUUGCUAAAAGUAACGUUACCCAGCGCAAGGGUAGAGCAGGAAGAGUCCAAGAGGGGAUUAGCUUCCAUUUGUUCACCAAGCAUCGCAUGGAGACUCAUCUUGCAGAUAAUCCACUGCCCGAGAUGCUCCGACUUUCACUUCAGGAUCUCGCAUUGAGAAUUAAGAUUAUGAAGAUCGGAACAUCCAUCGAAGACGUCCUGUUGCAAGCUUUAGACCCUCCAUCGACUGCUAACGUUCAGCGCGCGAUCGCUUCUCUGGUUGAGGUCAAAGCAUUGACUCCAACUGAAGAGAUUACUCCUCUGGGCCGACAUCUUGUCAAACUUCCGAUGGAUGUUCAUAUGGGAAAACUUCUGAUCUUAGGAUGCUUGUUUCGCUGUUUGAGUCCAGCGCUAACAGUUGCUGCAGCGUUGAAUUCCAAAAGUCCCUUCCUUACCCCCUUUGGAAGAGAGCAAGAGGCCGAAGCAAUCAAGAAAUCGUUCAAAGUCGAAAAUUCGGACUUCUUGACCAUUUGUAAGGUUUACAACUCAUGGCGGCUGGCUUAUCAGAACGAUCAUGUUCAUCAGUUUUGUCGCAAGAACAUGCUGUCAUUUUCGAACCUCUUGCAAAUUGAAGAUCUUCGGUCACAAUUUUUUGGAUUCUUGGUUGAUGCGGGAUUUGUCAACCUGAAUUCGAGAUCUUGCGGCGCUGGUUCUUUCAGUCAGAGAAGUAGAUUUUGCAAUGUACCUGCUGAAUUAGACCUUAAUGCCGAUCAACAUAAGAUUGUCAUGGGAUGCAUCGGAGCUGCUAUGUUUCCCAAACUCUUGGUUCGAGAUGGGGCGAUGCAGAUCGGAAAUGUCAAUUCGAACGCACAAGGCGGAUGGAGAACCUUGACUAAUUCAGCCCCAGCUUCCAUCCACCCUUCGAGUGUCAAUUUCAGUAGCGGCCGUCGCCCUGACUUUGGGGAUGCCCGAUUCGUAACCUAUUUCAAUAUUAUGCAAUCGAAAAAACUGUACGUUUGGGAAUCAGGAGUGGUCAAUGAAAAAGCAAUCUUUCUGCUCUGUGGCGAAGCCGAUUUUAAAAUGCCAGCCGAAUCGGUCAUCAUCGAUCGCAAGAUCAAAGCUUCCAUGAAUCCCAAGACUCUCUUGGCGCUCAAGAUCUUACGGCAACGUUUCCAACAAUUAUUCAACUUGAAGAUGAAAAACCCAUCGCAGAAAUUCAACCAACACCAGCAGCGAUGGUUUGAUAUGAUUACUGCUGCGAUAAAAGAUGAGAAAGAGUCAUCAAUCAAGAUGACCAAAAAUGAAAGUACCCAUCGGAUGAAUGCUUCGAAUAAUGCCACGAUUAUGAAGACAAAGAAUCGGAUGUCAGUUGUUUUGGCUCCCGCGGGUCGGAUGCCGUCUGGCAAGAGUAAUAACACUCCUCCAGCUGAAGAAUCAAGCCGCCACAGCGACUCCAAAGAUAACUAUCCUAUCGUAGACCCUCGAGAGGACAGUCGGACAACCUUUUAUGAGACUACUGGUCGUCUUUCGGAUCUUUCUCUCUCAUCCCCCAUUCCUAACAACGCUGUGUUCACGACUUCUCAUCAUUCUACUCCUACUCCAGUCACGGUCGGGGUGGUCCAUGACCCCCAUCAUGCCCAUUGUAGACCUCUUCAUCCGGAUAACUUUGAUCAUGUAACUUGA